This is a messenger RNA of Candidula unifasciata, 1065 nucleotides long. The record is from the annotation of a GenBank genome assembly. NCBI's taxonomy places the organism in Eukaryota, Metazoa, Mollusca, Gastropoda, Stylommatophora, Geomitridae.
AUGGCAGACUCGGAAAAUGAGGAGAGUUCUCAAGCUGAUGCAUCAAGUCAUGGUAGCAGAAGCUCCAGUCCUGUCAAAAGUCCUCACAGUCAGUGGAGUGGAAGUCCUGCAGGCAGCCACAGGAGUGGAAGUCCGGCAGGCAGUCACAGGAGUGGAAGUCCUACAGGUAGCCACAGGAGUGGAAGUCCUGCAGGCAGCCACAGGAGUGGAAGUCCUGCAGGCAGCCACAGGAGUGGGAGUCCUGCAGGCAGUCACAGGAGUGGGAGUCCUGCAGGCAGCCACAGGAGUGGGAGUCCUGCAGGCAGUCACAGGAGUGGGAGUCCUGCAGGCAGCCACAGGAGUGGAAGUCCUGCAGGUAGCCACAGGAGUGGGAGUCCUGCAGGCAGCCACAGGAGUGGGAGUCCUGCAGGCAGCCACAGGAGUGGGAGUCCUGCAGGCAGCCACAGGAGUGGAAGUCCUGCAGGCAGCCACAGGAGUGGAAGUCCUGCAGGCAGCCACAGGAGUGGGAGUCCUGCAGGCAGCCACAGGAGUGGAAGUCCUGCAGGCAGUCACAGGAGUGGGAGUCCUGCAGGCAGCCACAGGAGUGGGAGUCCUGCAGGCAGCCACAGGAGUGGAAGUCCUGCAGGCAGUCACAGGAGUGGGAGUCCUGCAGGCAGUCACAGGAGUGGGAGUCCUGCAGGCAGUCACAGGAGUGGGAGUCCUGCAGGCAGUCACAGGAGUGGGAGUCCUGCAGGCAGUCACAGGAGGAGCAGGGCCAGCAGUGUUGCAAGUGGAGCAUCCUCACAUGGUCGUAGAAGAUCACACUCUGGCUCUGACUCGGACGUCCCAAGAAAGAAGUCUCGCAGACAGAUUGGUAGUGAUGAGGAAGAAGACGAUGUUGACCAUGAUGAGCUGGAUGAGAUUGAUCAGGCCGAGAAAGAUGCCCUGCUGAAGGAAGCUGAGAUGGAUCUGACAGAUCUCAAUGCCAUGGAACUCUUCGGUGACGCUGGGGACAUAAGCUCAGACGAAGAGGAUAAAGCUAAACGACAGCAAGGGGAAGGCGAUGAAGACAAUGUGAUUAGACGG